Messenger RNA from Nelumbo nucifera (sacred lotus), 970 nucleotides. RefSeq names its product enhancer of rudimentary homolog. Lineage: Eukaryota; Viridiplantae; Streptophyta; Magnoliopsida; Proteales; Nelumbonaceae. The record is from RefSeq and is a predicted model, not a curated record.
GUGUUUUACAAAAGUUUCCAGAAAGUGCAGACGAAAGGAAACUUUUGGUUAUGGGGUCUUUGGACUCUAGGUGGAGGGAAUGGAAUCUGCUUCUUUCUUGCGUUUCAGGCGUGUCGUGUGACAGAUUCUGUCUGCAAGACGCAAUCCCAUAGCAAGCUCUCUUCGUUCUCUCCGUAGAAUCCAAUUUCUGCAACAAACACUCUCUCUUUGAUCUCCGUCCGUCGCUCAACAUGGCCAAUAGGCAUACCAUUAUUUUGAUGCAGACAUCUCAGAACAGAGCAACAAGAACAUUUAUGGAUUAUGAAUCGAUAAGCCAAGCCAUGGGUGGUAUCUGUGCACUGUAUGAGAGGAAGCUUAAGGAACUCAAUCCAGCCAUCAGAAACAUUACUUAUGACAUUGCUGAUCUCUACAAUUUCAUUGAUGGGCUUGCAGACCUGAGUGCAUUAAUCUAUGACCACUCAAUUCAGGCUUACCUGCCAUACGAUCGACAGUGGAUUAAACAGCGAACCUUUCAGCACCUCAAGAAAUUGGCAAUACAUUGAAAUAAUGCGUUUGUUUUGACUACUAAUUAAUUAAUACCUGGAUCUACAAACUGGGUCAAACAGAAAGGAAAGGAGAAAACCAAUUAUAGAAUUGGAGUUUUGGUUUGCUUGGAUAUUCAGUCAUGAUAUUAUGGGAAUAUGGAUUAUAUGGAUCAAUUCCUCCCACCUGCACAUAUAUUGGACACUGAUGGUCAUCUAGUUUGGUGAGGUGGAUGGUGGCACAACCACCUUGAUUGUGUGAUUAGUGUAUUUUGUAGCCAUGGUACUUGUUUAAUGCACGAAACUUGCAUUUUUUCCUUUCAAGGUAUUUCAAGACAUGUUUCUAAGACUAUAUUAAUGGCUUGGGUUCAUGAAUGUUGUCGAACAUGCUUAACCUCAAAGUUUGAUGUUGGAAACUGUUUAUUAUAUUUAUUAGAGUGGUUACAUGA